AUGACAGAAACCCUCCGCCCAGCCUUCGCCGACCGACCCCGACCUCUCCUCUCCUACGGCAUCCCCUUUCCCACCGCAGCAGCCCACCACAUCACCGACCUCUUCCACGCCUCCAAGAUCUACAUCCUCUGCUCCGCCUCCCUCGCCCACAACACCGACGCCCUCGACCGUCUCACCCGCGCCCUAGGACCGGACAAGAUCGCAGGAACCCGCAUCGGCAUGCAAAGCCACACGCUCUGGUCCGAAGUACUAGAAGUCGUCCGCGACGCCCAAGCCGCGGAAGCAGAUCUCCUAAUCACCCUCGGCGGGGGGAGUCUAACAGAUGCCGCGAAGGUGGUUGCGCUGGCAAUAUCCAACAACACCACCACCCCCGACACCCUCCUCACGUUAACCACCGAACCACCGACUCCAAACCCACCCAUCAAACCCCCCUCCAUCCCCAUCAUCUCCAUCCCCACCUCCCUCUCCGCAGGCGAAUACUCUUCCUUCGCGGGCGCCACGCACGACACUUCCCGGCGGAAAUACUCCUUCUCAGCACCGAUCCGCGGCCCGCAGCUUGUCAUCCUUGACCCGGAGCUGACUGCCACCACUCCCGAGCGGAUCUGGUUAGGGACGGGCAUCCGGGCGGUGGAUCACUGCGUUGAGACGUAUCUUUCCUCGGGGGUGGGAAGUAAAGAUGGGGUUACGGAGGAGACGGAUCGGUUGGCGUUGCAUGCGUUGGGGUUGUUGGUUCCAGGGUUGGUGAGGUGUACAAGAUUGAAUACUAAGGAGGGGGGGACAGAUAGAGAAGAAGAUGGUGAUGAUAAUGAUGGUGGGAAAGCAGCGCGGUUGGAUUGUGCCUUGGGCAGUGUGGAUGCUAUGGCUGCUUGUUCGGCCGGGUUGCCUUUGGGGGCGAGUCAUGGGAUUGGACAUCAGCUCGGCCCCCUCGGCGUCCCCCACGGCGAAACAAGCUGUAUUCUCCUCCCCGCCGUAUGCAAAUACAACGUCAAGUACAGCAGCAGUACCAGCAAUGUGACUGCCCGACAGACUAAACUCCGCGAUUUUCUGCUCCGGCAGGAGGGCGUAUCCGGGGUGGUGCGCAAGCAUUAUGCAGAAGCAGCAGCAGAAGUUGAUCUCGGAGAUGUGCUAGACGCAGUGAUUAGAGAGUUAGGGCUGCCGCGGUCGUUGCAGGCGGUCGGGGUGGGGCGGGAUCAGUUCGAGGCGCUGGCGGAACAUUGUCUGCAUGAUCGGUGGUGUCGGGCGAAUGUGGUGCCGUUGCAGGAGAAGGGGCAAGUGUUGGAGAUUUUAGAGAUGGUUGCUUAG
Messenger RNA from Aspergillus tubingensis, 1302 nucleotides. Its product is annotated as iron-containing alcohol dehydrogenase. The record is from RefSeq and is a predicted model, not a curated record. The coding region runs from base 1 to 1302 and encodes 433 amino acids. NCBI's taxonomy places the organism in Eukaryota, Fungi, Ascomycota, Eurotiomycetes, Eurotiales, Aspergillaceae. Gene Ontology annotation, cellular component: mitochondrion. The transcript is spliced from 3 exons. Gene Ontology annotation, molecular function: alcohol dehydrogenase (NAD+) activity; metal ion binding.